CUCUCACUCAGACACUCACACUCAACCGGUGCUUCUCUUCUAACUGACAGGGAAAAGACUGACCCACUACUAUUGCAGAGACUCUCAAGCAACUCUCAAGCAACUUUCAAGAUCAUCUUCAACUAGUUCAUCUUUCAACACUUCAACUUCAAUUUAAGAGAUGCUGUGCCUGUACGUGUGGUUCUUCCUCGGCCUGUCCGGAGCCGCCAUCUCUAACCUGCAGGAGAAACAGACAGACUUUGGGAUGCGGGUCUUCUCCCAGGUGGCCCAGAACUCCAAGGGGUCUAACCUGGCCUUCUCCCCCUACGGCGUGGCCACCAUUCUGGCCAUGGCUCAGCUGGGAGCUGGGGGCAACACCCUGAAGACCCUGAACGCCAAAUUGGGUUUCUCACUACAAGAGCGAGGGAUGGCGCGUCAGCAGCGUCUUCUCCAGCGAGACAUCUCCAGUGAGGAGGGAGUGGAGCUGGCCAGCGGCGUCAUGGUGGAGAGAAAGAUGGCUCUGGAGAAAGGCUUCAGAAGGGGGCUGGGGAAAGCCUUCCAGGCCUCCCCUCACCAGCUGGACUUCUCCAGGCCAGACCAGGCCCUGGACAUCAUCAAUGCCUGGGUCUCUGACCACACUGCAGGUACCAUCCCUUCAUUCCUGUCUUCCGGUGCUCUGACCGAUGAGACCCGUAUGGUCCUGCUGAACGCCCUUCACUUCCAGGGGCUAUGGAAGGUUCCCUUUGACCCCAAGAUGACAGAGGAGAGGCUAUUCCAUUGUACCAACGGCAGCUCCGUGCCCGUACCCAUGAUGAGGCUCACACACCGCUUCAAAUACGGUGAGUUUGUGACCCCCGACGGCGUGGACUACGACGUCAUCGAGGUUCCGUACGAAGGCGAGUCCCUGAGCAUGCUGCUGGUCUCCCCCUUCGAGCCCGAGAUGCCAGUGAGCUCCCUCAGUAGCGAGCUGACCACCCAGCGGCUGCAGCAGUGGAGACAGGAGAUGAGGAGCGUUAAACGUCAACUGGUCCUGCCCAGGUUCACCCUGGACUCUGAGGUGGAACUGAAGUCUAUUCUAAUCCGGAUGGGGUUGGGGGAUAUGUUCAACCUGGCCAAGGCAGACUUCACACGCAUCACCACUGAGCAGCCUCUGUGUGUGUCCAAGGUUCUGCAGAAAGUCAAGAUUGAGGUGAACGAGGAGGGAACCAAGGGAUCAGCUGCCACAGCUGCCAUCCUGUUCUCUCGUAUGGCUGUAGAGGAGAUCACAAUGAAUAGACCUUUCCUCUUCCUCAUCCAUCACAAGUCCACAGGUGCUGUUCUGUUCAUGGGUCAAGUCAACCAACCCCAGCAACACUAGUGACCAAUAGGAACCCUUGAGACACAGACUCGAUCACAAUGACCAUGGACACUCCUAUCAUUCCAUUGGCAGGGAUACCUGUCAAUCAACUUGCUACUGAAACCGACCAUGAAUAGUUACAUCUAUGACCUUGACAUUAACUACAAGUUAAUUACACAUAUCCACCUUACCGAAAGGGGAAAAUGCAUAUAUUUUGAUAAGUGAAAGUUUAUAUAUCUGUUAUUUGUUCUUAUGGGAUAUAUUUUUUUAAUUGUAAUGUGAGCAAUUGGUAUGGUUGAAAAUGAAAUUGAUAUGAAGGGAAAAUGAUUGAAUGGGAAAAAAGAUGUAUGAAUUUUAUUUGUAUUGUUCUGUAUUGCUCUGCUUGUUCCAACAAGUUGUGUUUUUAAAAUAUUUAAAUAUUUAUUAAAAUGACAAACUUAAAAAAAAACGAAUGUGUUGACGCCUACAAUUUAAAAUGUUUGCAUAUUAGUGUCAACCUCUUGUGUCCAUAACAUGAACAGUGACUUAGAAAAUCAAUUAUUUAAUUGGAGUAGUUGGAUCCAGAAAUAUCGGUUUUAAUUCAGAUUCUGAAUACAAUAAAAUCAGCCCCACAGUGUGACAUAAGCUGUGUGCAGCCUGCAUGUUGUGGUUGCACUAAAUGUAGGCAACAGAGCAGAGGCCUAAAUGUAAUAUUGCCUGCAAUAUGUAGAGCCUCUGAUAAAACCGCCAAUUUAACUUGUGUAUAAAUCUAUAAAAAUCUCUCUGACUAAA
Messenger RNA from Oncorhynchus kisutch (coho salmon), 2086 nucleotides. Its product is annotated as plasminogen activator inhibitor 1. Gene Ontology annotation, biological process: negative regulation of plasminogen activation; negative regulation of endopeptidase activity; negative regulation of vascular wound healing. The coding region runs from base 161 to 1336 and encodes 391 amino acids. The transcript is spliced from 8 exons. Lineage: Eukaryota; Metazoa; Chordata; Actinopteri; Salmoniformes; Salmonidae. The record is from RefSeq and is a predicted model, not a curated record. Gene Ontology annotation, molecular function: serine-type endopeptidase inhibitor activity.